This is a messenger RNA of Brugia malayi, 1155 nucleotides long. RefSeq lists its product as uncharacterized. The coding region runs from base 1 to 1155 and encodes 384 amino acids. The record is from RefSeq and is a predicted model, not a curated record. The transcript has 9 exons. Lineage: Eukaryota; Metazoa; Nematoda; Chromadorea; Rhabditida; Onchocercidae.
AUGGACGCGCCCCCAGCCCCUCCUCCUCCACCCCCUUUACAGUCUACCUCGUCGCUUUUAUCAUCUAGCUGGAGGUCAUCAACCGAUAGUAACCGACAAGCACAUUCUACCGUAUCUGCGUCGCCCAAGCCCACCACUCCCCGGUUGGACGCUAAGACAUUACAGCACGCAGUCGCUGGCUUACGCAAGACCGAGUACGGUCGAUCGCUACAGGGUGACAUCGAGAAUUUAUCCAAUGGACGACUGGACGGAACGGAUCAACAAUUGUCUGGACGAUAUCGGUCGAACGGCUCGUUCGAUGUCCCGUUGGAAAGAAAUAAAGCCGGAACAGCGUUUUAUGCUUCGUCCAAUGAUACCCGUGACCCUAUGCCGGUCGGGAACGUUCAUCGACACUCCGAUUCGCUAAAUAACACACCAUAUACUGAACGGUCAUCAUUUCAACAACAAUCACAAACAAUGCCAUUUUCAUCUUAUCACAGUUAUCAGCAACAAUCACAAACUUAUCACAAAAAUCAGCAGCAGCCACAAAAUGCGCCAUUUUCAUCUUAUCAAAGUUAUCAUCAACAGUCACAAACUGCACCAUUCUCAUCUUAUCACAAUAAUCAGCAACGAUCACCAACUGCACCAUUUUCGUCUUAUCAAACUUAUCAUCAGCAAUCACAAACUGCGCCAUUCUCAUCUUAUCACAGCGAUCAACAACAACAAUAUUCUUCCACUCAAUAUCAAAGCAACAAUGGGACGAUACCUAACGAAAUACCUUAUAUUACUGAUCCAAAAUCAUAUAUCCGAGCAUAUGCAACACAAACACCUGCUUAUACAGUAAUGGAUUCACCGCCACGAGAUACAUUUUAUCAGACUGUUAACAGUGAUUAUCAACGAUAUCAGCCUAAUAGUAAUAUCAACAAAUCUUAUCAGUUUAUUAAGGAACUUCGAGAUCAAAGUUUAACAAAAACGCAACGUAUCGCAAAUCAAUUUCAACAAUCACAACUUCGUGAUUUACCAGCACCACAAAAUAUGGGAAAUAUUUAUGAACAAAGAGAACGCCUUGGCUGUGAUCAAAUUGAUUCAUUAAUUCGUGACAUGGAAUGGAAAUUAAAAACUGGAAUUCAAGGUAAGUAUUUCAUUUCGUUUUUUUUUUUAAAUUUUACUAAUUGA